Messenger RNA from Bipolaris sorokiniana ND90Pr, 1578 nucleotides. RefSeq lists its product as uncharacterized. The transcript has 7 exons. Gene Ontology annotation, biological process: intracellular protein transport. Bases 1 to 1578 code for a protein of 525 amino acids. NCBI's taxonomy places the organism in Eukaryota, Fungi, Ascomycota, Dothideomycetes, Pleosporales, Pleosporaceae. Gene Ontology annotation, cellular component: Sec61 translocon complex. The record is from RefSeq and is a predicted model, not a curated record.
AUGUCCUACUACAACGACGCGUCGUGGAACGCACCAGCUCCUGGCCGACAGCCCUCGUGGGAGCAACCUCCCCCGCCCUCGCGAUCAGGUACUACACCAAUGCGCCCCGCCAGUCACAGUGCACCCAUUCACCCAGAUGUAGGCACUAGCUCCACCGUCAACAGCGAAGUCGCCAAUGCCUAUGCUUCUCAGUUCGAGGAGGUCGACCGUGCCAUUGAGAACCUCGCCAAAAGCGGCAAGCCCUUUGGACCCGGCUUCCCUCCCACGCCCACGGGCGCUGCCCGCCGUGAGUCCAUGCCCAUGAUGGGAGGCGGUCCUCGUCCAUACCCCGACUAUGACCAGCAGCGCAUGGGCGGUCCCCAGCGCCACCACUCCGUAAGCGAGUACGACGGCUCCCGCUCACACUCGGCCUCCAAUGUACAGGGCUUCUACCAGAACCAGCGCUAUGCGCCCAGACCCAACGAUGCGGACCAGAUGGCACAGGCGAAGCGACGGAUGGCAGCCCAGCGAGAGCGUGAGCUGCGCAACUAUCACCAGGAGCAGCAAUAUCACAGAAACGUUUCGGGCUCAGGCUCCAAGUCGGACCGCUCCAUGAGCCCCAAUGCCAUGAAUGAAGACGAGCGCCGCGAACUCAUCGCCCGCCAGCACCGUGCUUUGUAUGGCGAGACCUCCACUCUGUACAACAACAACCCAACCUCGAGUCAGGACGUUCGCGUUCAGACUUCGAGUGCCGGACGCGGGCCGUCUCCCCUCGCUUUUGACCCUUUCGGCAUGCAGGCCCAGAACGCUGCGGGCGAGGGCUCCGUUCAGAUGCCGCCCCGGGACAAGGAUGCGGCCAGUAGCGCCCAGGACGCCCGUGCCAAUAGCACCUCGUCCCCCUCGACUACACAGGCUCCCGCAUUCAACCUGUUCGACGCUCAGCAGGCCAACCGCACCUCUAACUCGUCACCCGGCGGCUCACCACCUGUGCCAGGACAAAAGGCCAACGGUUCCGGCGUCGCCCCCAUCGGCACCCGUCCCCAGAACCAGAACCUUCAGCAGCCUAGCGGUGCUGCCAUGGGCAAGCGUACAAACUCGCCUCUGCCGUCGCCUCUGGGCUACAACUCGUACAAUGCUAGCGAGCAGAACAACGCAGCUGCCACAACAUCUGCUUCUAUGAAUCCCUCUUCGACUGUUACGGAUAAGGGAGUUGGUAUUUGGAACAAUGGCCCCUGGAGCAACACGCCCACGCAGGGCGUGCAGGCAUCGUCUGCCCCGCGCGCCACCUCACCGAACGCGGCCUCUUCAGGCUCAACAACUGCACGCCCUGCGUCGCCAAAGCCCCCAGGUGGUCCUGCGACCGUCAUGCGAAGGAAGGCAGCCGCCGACCGCGCUGAGAAGACCGCCAACCUGCGACCGAGCAGCACAAGGGCGGCCGGUGCUGGAGGCAGUUCAAGCACCAUGCUGAGGCUGUACACCGAUGAGUCCCCCGGGCUGAAGGUUGACCCUGUCGUCGUCAUGACACUGUCCGUUGUCUUCAUCUUCAGCGUUGUCGCUCUCCACGUCAUCGCCAAGGUUAUGCGACGAUUCUCCGCAUAA